GUUGUGUGUGGUGAGUUAAACACUGCCAGCCAUUCUACACAGUAGUUCGAAGUGUGCGUACGUGCAUUGCGGAGCGGUGUCGUGUUUAUUGCGUUAAAUUGUUUCGCACAGGGACUAAAAAAACCACGAAACAGUAAAUAGAAGGUGCAAUAGGUUUCAUAUAAAGGGAAAGUGACGUGAAACUGAACGUCACUGUAAACUAUUGACAAACUUGAAUAUCCUGUCCACAUCGUGGUUAAGUCCCGUCCGGAAGGCAUCGUCUCAAUUGUACACCGUAAAGCACGCGACUUUAAAGCAGAAGCAGUAAAAAAUGCAGUCACACAGCAAGAAACGUGUUUGCUACUACUACGACAGUGAUAUUGGCAACUAUUACUAUGGCCAGGGCCAUCCGAUGAAACCACACCGCAUACGCAUGACGCACAAUCUGCUGCUUAACUAUGGCCUGUACCGGAAGAUGGAAAUUUAUCGACCACACAAAGCUACGGCGGAUGAGAUGACAAAGUUCCACUCGGACGAUUACAUCCGGUUCCUGCGAUCGAUCCGUCCGGAUAAUAUGUCCGAGUACAACAAACACAUGCAGCGAUUUAACGUCGGCGAAGAUUGUCCCGUGUUUGAUGGUUUGUACGAGUUCUGUCAGCUGUCGGCUGGGGGAUCAGUGGCCGCUGCCGUUAAGCUAAACAAACAGGCGUCAGAAAUCUGCAUCAACUGGGGCGGUGGACUACAUCACGCGAAGAAGUCGGAAGCGUCCGGCUUUUGCUACGUAAACGACAUCGUGCUCGGUAUUCUGGAGCUGCUGAAGUACCACCAGCGGGUGCUGUACAUCGACAUUGACGUACACCACGGGGACGGUGUGGAGGAAGCCUUCUAUACGACCGAUCGCGUCAUGACGGUUAGCUUCCACAAGUAUGGCGAAUACUUCCCCGGUACGGGUGAUCUCCGGGACAUUGGUGCUGGGCGGGGCAAGUACUACGCGGUCAACAUUCCGCUCCGGGACGGUAUGGACGAUGAGUCGUACGAUUCGAUCUUUGUACCGAUCAUCUCGAAGGUGAUGGAAACGUUCCAACCGUCGGCGGUGGUUCUGCAAUGCGGUGCCGAUUCGCUAACUGGCGAUCGACUCGGUUGCUUCAAUCUAACCGUCAAGGGACACGGAAAGUGUGUUGAGUUUGUGAAAAAGUACAACCUGCCGUUCCUGAUGGUGGGCGGUGGAGGCUACACAAUCCGUAACGUGUCCCGCUGCUGGACUUACGAAACGUCCGUAGCACUUGGUGUGGAGAUUGCAAACGAACUGCCGUACAACGAUUAUUUCGAAUAUUUCGGGCCAGACUUUAAGCUGCAUAUCAGCCCGAGCAACAUGUCCAACCAGAACACGACCGAAUACCUCGAGAAGAUAAAGAACCGUUUGUUUGAGAAUUUGCGCAUGUUGCCCCAUGCACCGGGUGUACAGGUUCAACCAAUCCCGGAGGAUGCGAUCAACGAUGAGUCGGAAGACGAGGAUAAGGUGGAUAAAGACGAACGGCUACCGCAGCAGGACAAGGACAAGCGGAUAGUGCCGGAUAAUGAAUUUUCCGACUCGGAAGAUGAAGGUGAAGGUGGCCGGCGGGAUAAUCGAUCGUUCAAGGGACAGCAGAGCGGACAGCAGCAGUCCCGCAAGCGGCCACGCAUCGAGAAGGACGGCAAGACGGAGGACGUGAAGGAUGAAAAGGAAGCGAAAAUGGACACUAGCGGCGAUAAGGAAGAAACAAAAGCGGCUGAAGAACCGGCCAAGAAGGAAACGACGGGUGUUGCAUGAUCCACGCUGUCAUCGUAUCGCAAGCAGCAGCAACCGCCACAAUCGUAACUAAAUCCGUACAUCCCGUCUCCCUUCUCUCGCUAGAAGCCAAAUGUCCUUUAAUGAUGAACCCAGAACGAAAAUUACCUAUCGUGCCAGGUGGUAAAGCUAUAAUCUACUCACACAGAUUCUCUAUCUGUGUUGGUCUGGUUAGAUAGAUUGAGUGCUAGAGGGCGUAUUUAAUUCGCUGGACAAAACUUCGGAUUAGGUUUGAAUGGUUAGAGCACGGAGACAAGGAAAGAUCCUAACGUAUGCUAUAGGAGAGGACAACAACAGAGGAAAAACGAUGCAUCACUGUUGUGAACCAGUGGUAGAAAGAUGCUGCAAACAAUUGUAUUCUACUGAUCUCAGGAAGGAUAAAGAAAACUCACAAAAACACAAUAGCCCCCUUUAAAAGAAUCGCAUUUCCUUUACAGAUUAUAUGAAAAACUCACUAGACGCUAUAGUAAGGAGACGGCAAAUUAAAUAGGAAUCAAAUUGAUGUUCGGAAAACAAAAGCAGACAAGAAUAGGUUGAACAGGGUAAAAGAGGAUAUGGUAAAACACUUUUAGCAACCACAGAAGAAGAACCUUUUACGCUUUCCUUCAAAUACGCCUUUGAAAGGAAAUGGAACCCUUCUGCUUACUAUUUAACGAUGGCGCAAUAUCCCGAAGUGAUAUUGAAUCGCGCUAUUUCGCAUGUGUGUUUAAGGACAAAAAAAACCGGAAUGUACAAUUUCUUUGUUCAGUUAGUCUGUCAUUUGGACGCCCUCUCGUACACACACACACAGAAGGCAUGUUAGAGUUAAGAUACAAAGGACGAAUAGAAAGAAUCGUGUUAGAGUUUGCUUUCUUCCUGCUGGCUGCCAAUUCGAGCUGUUUAUAACUUGUGUACUAAGGUAAACAAACAAAACAGGAAGACAAGCAAACAAAGUUUCGUCGCCCAUUAGCGACUUGCUACGUAUCAUAUGAAUUAAGCGCAAGCGUAACGUGUCCCAAUAACUAAUGGAAUUAAACGUUUUAAAAGCCCAAACGGCGGGUGUCUGACAAACCGUUGCAAAACUGAAA
Molecule: messenger RNA, 2874 nt
Organism: Anopheles funestus (African malaria mosquito)
Lineage: Eukaryota; Metazoa; Arthropoda; Insecta; Diptera; Culicidae
Gene: HDAC1
Product: histone deacetylase HDAC1
Exons: 5
Coding region: 311-1789 (492 amino acids)
Molecular function (GO): histone deacetylase activity
Source: RefSeq, a predicted model, not a curated record